GAGCAAAAAAAAUUUUGUUAAAAAAAUUAUAUAAUUUCUUGAACAAAAUAGUAAACAAACAAUCCCCUUCCUGAAAUCUAUUCAGUGGUGAAUAAACUGCUACAAUGUUGAAGUUUGGAAUCAAGUCAGCUGUGCUCGGUGGCGCUGUUUACUAUACGAUCGACAAAGGCAUGUGGAAGGAUAGCGCUACCACAAAUGCACUAUACGAAGAACUCGAGAAGGGGAUUUCUCCUUAUGUUGGUGAACUUAAGAAGAAAAUCCCAUAUGAGCUUCCUCCUCUACCUACGAACGACAGAGCAUCAUACCUAUUGAAGUACUACUGGAACACUGGUGUGAAAAAUACAUUCAAAUUACUCGUCGAUUUACCAACACAUGCCUCCAAUGCAACCAUCAAGGUUUACCAAUUAGUAGCAUCAACUAUGCAGGCUGCUGAACCGAGCCAAGAUGUGAAAGAUGUAGAAAAGUAAUUAAUGUGGGAUAAAUUGCUUUGAGUAUGUAUGUUUUUUUUUAUUUGAACGGUGAUAUUAAUUCAUUAAAGAAAAUUUAUUUAGUUUUUUUCUUGUUUUUAUUUAAGAUAAUUUGAAGGUCAGAUCAGGUAAACUUUCGAUGGGGAACUUAAUCCAAUUUGCUGUUUACUUUUAUCAGCAAGUUUUUAAGUUGACGAAUUUUAUGAUGAACUGUAACUUUUAUUACAUUGAAUAUAAUAAUUA
This is a messenger RNA of Hyposmocoma kahamanoa, 710 nucleotides long. It is a transcript of the gene QIL1, whose product is annotated as MICOS complex subunit MIC13 homolog QIL1. Gene Ontology annotation, cellular component: mitochondrial crista junction; MICOS complex. The record is from RefSeq and is a predicted model, not a curated record. Lineage: Eukaryota; Metazoa; Arthropoda; Insecta; Lepidoptera; Cosmopterigidae. Gene Ontology annotation, biological process: cristae formation. The transcript has 3 exons. The coding region runs from base 105 to 467 and encodes 120 amino acids.